GCCGGGACCGUGGCUGCUGGGACCGGGGUGGGCUGGGCUCGUUGCCGCAGGCUGUGGGCCCGGGAUCGGCGACCUCCGACGAGGCUGUGGUUGCAGGGCCGCCCCUAUGUUGCGUUUUCCGACCUGCUUCCCAUCCUUCCGGGUGGUGGGAGAGAAGCAGCUGCCGCAGGAGAUCAUCUUCCUGGUCUGGUCCCCCAAGCGGGACCUCAUUGCUUUGGCCAACACAGCGGGCGAGGUUUUGCUUCAUCGACUUGCAAGUUUCCAUCGUGUUUGGAGUUUCCCACCAAAUGAAAAUACAGGAAAGGAAGUGACCUGUCUAGCUUGGAGACCCGAUGGAAAACUUUUGGCCUUUGCACUUGCUGACACCAAGAAAAUUAUUUUGUGCGAUGUAGAAAAACCUGAAAGCUUGCACUCUUUCUCUGUGGAGGCCCCAGUUUCUUGUAUGCAUUGGAUGGAAGUGACUGUGGAAAGCAGUGUCCUAACAUCCUUUUACAAUGCAGAGGAUGAAUCCAACCUUCUUUUGCCUAAGCUGCCUACAUUGCCAAAAAAUUAUAGCAACACCUCAAAAAUAUUUAGUGAAGAAAAUUCUGAUGAAAUCAUUAAGCUCUUGGGAGAUGUCAGGCUUAACAUUCUUGUCCUUGGAGGAAACUCUGGAUUUAUUGAGCUUUAUGCUUAUGGGAUGUUCAAAAUUGCUCGAGUCACAGGGAUUGCCGGCACUUGUCUUGCUUUAUGUUUAUCAAGUGACCUGAAGUCAUUGUCAGUGGUCACGGAGGUUUCGGCUGGCGGUGCUUCCGAAGUGUCAUACUUCCAGCUUGAAACCAACCUGUUGUAUUCCUUCUUACCUGAAGUAACACGGAUGGCCAGGAAGUUCACUCACAUUUCAGCUCUCUUACAGUAUAUAAAUCUGUCAUUAACGUGUAUGUGUGAAGCAUGGGAAGAAAUACUAAUGCAGAUGGAUUCUCGUCUCACUAAGUUUGUACAGGAAAAGAAUACCACCACAUCAGUGCAGGAUGAGUUCAUGCACCUGCUCUUGUGGGGGAAAGCCAGUGCCGAGCUUCAGACCCUCUUGAUGAACCAGCUGACAGUGAAGGGCUUAAAAAAGCUUGGCCAGUCUAUAGAGUCAUCAUAUUCCAGUAUACAAAAAUUGGUUAUAAGUCACUUGCAGAGUGGCUCCGAGUCAUUACUGUAUCAUUUGAGUGAAUUGAAAGGAAUGGCUUCGUGGAAGCAAAAAUAUGAACCUCUUGGACUAGAUGCUGCGGGCAUUGAAGAUGCUAUUACUGCUGUGGGUUCCUUCAUACUGAAGGCCAAUGAGCUUCUUCAAGUCAUAGAUAGUAGUAUGAAAAACUUCAAGGCUUUUUUCCGGUGGCUGUAUGUUGCAAUGUUGAGAAUGACAGAGGACCACGUGCUUCCUGAGCUGAAUAAGAUGACUCAGAAAGAUAUCACAUUCGUUGCAGAAUUUCUUACUGAACAUUUCAAUGAGGCUCCAGACCUUUAUAACAGGAAAGGAAAAUACUUCAACGUUGAGAAAGUUGGACAGUAUUUGAAAGACGAAGACGACGAUCUCGUGUCACCCCCUAACACGGAAGGAAACCAGUGGUAUGACUUUCUCCAGAACAGCAGCCACCUUAAAGAAAGUCCUUUGCUGUUUCCUUAUUAUCCUCGAAAAUCAUUGCAUUUUGUAAAAAGGCGGAUGGAGAACAUUAUCGAUCAGUGCUUGCAAAAGCCAGCAGAUGUAAUUGGAAAGUCGAUGAAUCAAGCCAUCUGUAUUCCGUUAUAUAGAGAUGCUAGAAGUGCGGAUUCUGCACGUAGAUUGUUCAAAUUUCCAUUUUUGUGGAACAAUAAAACUUCAAAUCUACAUUAUCUUCUCUUUACUGUUUUAGAAGAUUCACUUCAUAAAAUGUGUAUCUUAAGGAGACAUACUGAUAUUUCCCAGUCUGUAAGUAAUGGACUAAUUGCUGUUAAAUUUGGGAGCUUUACCUAUGCCACAACUGAAAAGGUCAGGAGGAGCACCUACAGUUGUUUAGAUGCCCAGUUUUACGAUGACGAGACCGUGACAGUUGUUCUUAAAGACACGAUAGGCCGGGAGGGAAGAGACAGGCUCUUGGUCCAGUUGCCAUUGUCUUCAGUGUACGGUGGUGAAGAUACCGCAGAGUACCAGUUCACAGGGACUUACUCUACAAGGCUAGAUGAGCAGUGUAGCAUCAUUCCCACACGGACUAUGCAUUUUGAGAAGCACUGGAGGCUGCUGGAAAGUAUGAAGGCACAGUAUGUUGCCGGCAAUGGUUUUCGAAAAGUGUCCUGUGUGCUAAGUUCAAACCUCCGUCAUGUGAGGGUCUUUGAGAUGGACAUUGAUGACGAAUGGGAGCUCGACGAGUCCUCGGAUGAAGAGGAGGAGGAGGCCGGCGGGAAGCCUGUGAAGAUCAAGGAGGAGGUGUUGUCGGAGUCCGAGACCGAGAGCCGCCAGGCCGCUGCCGCCCUCACCCCGGAGACAGUCAUCAAAGUGGAGAAACUCGACCCCGAGCUUGACCCGUGAGCCCGCGCGACAGGGUCAGGUGCUGCUGGCCAGAAAGGACACAGCAUGGACCGAGGUGUCUUGGACCACAUUAAAUUUUCUUUGUGUAACAAAGAAACAGUAAAUCUUAUUUUUUCAUACUCUGUUUCAUUUUUCUUAGUAAGAUGGUCACCAGGACAGACUUUCUCUUGGCUGCGAUUUCUUUGUAACACUUGCAGAGCUAGUGGUUAAGAAAACACAAAUUGAAUGGGAAGAAAAAGGCCAUGCUUUUUAGUCAAAAGGUAAUUAUUCCUGAAUGAGGGAAUAGUUAAGUUUAAGGAGUCAGGUGGUACACUCCCGUUUGUUGUCCGAGUACUCAGGAGGCUGAGACAGGAGGAUUGAGAGUCUGAGGCCAGCAUAAACUAAAGUAGUCUUUCAUCCCUGGAAACUUUGAUGCAUUUACUAUUUUAAAAACUUAGUAUUUGGUUGAGCAUGGUGGUGCACACCUUUAAUCCCAGCACUUAGGAGGCAGAGGUAGAAGGAUUGCUGUAAGUUUGAGAUCACCCUGAGACUACGUAGUGAAUUCCAGGUCAGCCUGAGCUAGAGUGAGACUCUACCUCGAAAAAUUAAAAAAAAAAAAAAAAAGGAAAGAAAAAACCUUAAUAUUUAUUCCUGUUGUUCAUUUUCCCUUGUUCAUUUUAGGUCUCUAAAAUACUUUCAAAAUUCAGUUUUAAAGUAAAUGGUUGAUUUACUUUAAAUUUAAGCCAAAACAUCAGCCCUGCCUUUGAAUUAUUUCAAGAGCACAGCACUGCUUGAUGUCUGUCUGUCUUUCCUUAGGAGGUUGUGUGUGCGCAUGCGCAUGCACGCUCAGCUCUGACCUAACUGUGCUGAGAGGCGUCCUUUUCCUGUGCAGACUUGGCCAGGGACACACGGUCUCUAACCGUUUGAUUGGCUGCCUGGCAGCACAAGAGGUUUAGAUCAACCAAACGUGACCUUGAAGUGGAAAUGAGCUCCUGCCGCAGGUAGCGCUCUCAUCUGGCUUUCAAGAAGAUUGUGGCUAUAUAGGAAUUUUGUCAAGCUUUAAAUACCUUUAGUCCAGAAGCUGUGCAUUGCCAGGAGAGUUUCUGUGUACUUUGAUUAAUAGACCAGUAGUACAGUUGGGUACUAAGAAAAAGCAUGAGAGCCCAUUGUUUUGCACUAGGCUUUUGCUCUGGGCCCCCACAAAGUAACAUAGUCACUCUUGUCACCAAAAUGAAAACAAAGUCUUCUCUGACCUUUAGAGAAGCCAAAAUUCCCACAUGCCAGUUUCAGUCAGUACAGUGAAACUCCCGCUGCCUCUGUCCAUGAAUUGCGUGUCCAGUGCUGUCCCCUGACCUGGAAGUGGCCUUUGCAUCCUUGUUUCUGUCCUUAGCAGCUCUGCUUGGUUUAUGAGCCAGUCUCCCCCUCAGCCCAUGGAACCCUUGCCGUUCUAUGGAAUGAGGUAAUGCCAAGUCUAGAAUCACAAAAUAAAGCCAGCUGAACUGUUA
This is a messenger RNA of Jaculus jaculus (lesser Egyptian jerboa), 4017 nucleotides long. RefSeq names its product anaphase promoting complex subunit 4 (gene Anapc4). The coding region runs from base 107 to 2533 and encodes 808 amino acids. The record is from RefSeq and is a predicted model, not a curated record. Gene Ontology annotation, biological process: anaphase-promoting complex-dependent catabolic process; protein K11-linked ubiquitination; positive regulation of mitotic metaphase/anaphase transition. Gene Ontology annotation, molecular function: protein binding. The transcript has 28 exons. Gene Ontology annotation, cellular component: nuclear periphery; anaphase-promoting complex. Lineage: Eukaryota; Metazoa; Chordata; Mammalia; Rodentia; Dipodidae.